This is a messenger RNA of Lonchura striata (white-rumped munia), 2234 nucleotides long. Lineage: Eukaryota; Metazoa; Chordata; Aves; Passeriformes; Estrildidae. The record is from RefSeq and is a predicted model, not a curated record.
AUGGGACGGAGCUGCUCCUUCCUCCUGCUCCUCUUCCUCCUGUCCCCAUGGCCCAGAGCCACCGUGGCACUCCUGCAGUACCGCUAUGACUGUGGAGAGUUGGGAAUGCAGCUCCUGGUCUUCCCAUCCCAUGGCCGUACUGUUCACUUCAAGGUUCUGGACGAGUUUGGCUCCCACUUUGACGUAGCCAACUGCUCCAUCUGCCUCCACUGGCUGAAUUCCAGGGAGGAUGGUUCCGUCAUCUUCUCCUCUGGUUACAAGGGCUGCCACGUCCUGUUCAAGGAGAACCGCUACGUCCUGCGGGUGCAGCUGGAGGAGCUGCUGUCCAGCGGGAUCUCGGUCACCUCCUACGAGAUCAACAUGACCUGCCCCAAGCCAGGUGGCUCUGAGAUGCUCCCAGAUGGAAACCAGGAGAAGAGCCGGGACAGCGGAGUCCUGAUCUCCCACACUGGCCUGCACCAGGUCUCCGAGUCCUCCCUUACCCUUACGGGAUCCCACUUCACAUCCCAAGAUCACGUGGAGCAGGUUCACACCGUGGGACAUUUGGCACAUCACGGGAGUCAGACCCAGCCAGGGCACCUGCGUCCAGGGUCUGUAUCCCAAAACCAGCCUGGGAUGGUGCAUCCUGUGGGCCAAAACCAACCAGGGAUUCGCCCAGGGUCUGUAUCCCAAAACCAGCCUGGGAUGGUGCAUCCUCCUGGGGGUCAAAACCAACCAGGGACUCGCCCAGGGUCUGUAUCCCAAAACCAGCCUGGGAUGAUGUAUCAUGGGGGCCAAAACCAACCAGGUACUCGCCCAGGGUCUGUAUCCCACAACCAGCCUGGCUUGACCUCCACUGGUGCCCAGACUCCAGCAGGAUUCCUGCACCUGGGACCUCAGCCUCUAAACCAGCCAGGAAUAUCUCGUUUCAUCAGCCCUGGACUCCAGGCUGAGCCGCAGCCAGGCCUGGGACGCCCCGGGCUGCAGCCCCAGCCUGGAUUGCUGCAUCCUGGGAUUCACUCCCAGCCCAGCCUGCUGCAGUCCACAGCGCUCUUCUACCCCUCGCCAGGGGCAGUCUGCUUCCCCCCAGGAACGCAGCUGACGCGGGAGCAGUGCCAGGUGCCGGCGGGCCGGAUGCCGUGUGUGGCUCCACAGGGACGGGAUGCAUGCCUGCAGGCGGGAUGCUGCUACGACGACAUGGACCGGACCACACCCUGCUAUUAUGGGAAUACCGCCACCGUGCAGUGCCUGCUGGAGGGACACUUUGUCCUGGUGGUCCCGCGGGGAAUGGUGGCCCUGCCGUACAACCUGGACAGCGUGCGGCUGGCCAGCAGCCAGGCAGGAUGCGAGCCCCUCCGCGUGUCCGAGACCUUCGUCAUGUUCCGCUUCCCGGUCACCCACUGCGGCACCACCGUCCAGGUGAUUGAGGACAUGCUGGUCUAUGAGAACCAGCUGAUCUCCACCAUCGAUGUCCAGGGAUCCCGCCGUGGCUCCAUCACUCGGGACAGCGUCUACAUUCUCCGAGCUCGGUGCAUCUACAACUCCAGCGACCUCCUUCCCCUGGGAGUGGAGGUGGCCGUGCCCCCCACAGUUGCCCCCCUGGCCAUGCCGGGCCCGCUGGGGCUCCAGCUGCGGAUUGCUACCGAUGAAUCCUACAGCUCCUACCACGCCGUGGGUGACUUCCCCCUGGUGAGGGUGCUCCGGGACCCCAUCUAUGUGGAAGUCCGGCUGCUCGAGAAGACGGAUCCCAACUUGGUGCUGGUGCUGCACCACUGCUGGGCCUCCCCUGGCUCCCAUGCCACAUCCCAGCCCCAGUGGCCCAUCCUGGUGGAGGGGUGUCCCUUCCAAGGGGACAACUACAGGACACGGCUGAUUCCAAUGGGUCCGGCCUCUCCAGAGCUGCCCUUCCCCAGCCACUACCAGCGCUUUGUCAUCUCCACCUUUGCCUUCGUGGAGCCCCCUGGAAUGGCUGUGCUGGAGGGGGAGGUGUACAUCUCCUGCAGCGCCUCCGUGUGCCACCUGGCCCAGCCGGAGCCCUGCCGGCCCUCCUGCCAGCUGGGAGUGCCCUCACGAGCGCGGAGGUCUCCGGGGGACAGGAGGACAGGUGACAGCAUGGGGACAGUCACGUCCCAGGGAUGCCUUGUCUUUCCUGAGGUUCCCAAGAAACGGGGAACUCAGCAGAGAGGCUGAAGGCUCCAGCCUCUACCUGGAUGCUGUUGGAUGUCUCUGGGAAAGCUGGAAAAAUAAAACCAGUG